This is a messenger RNA of Echinostoma caproni, 1725 nucleotides long. NCBI's taxonomy places the organism in Eukaryota, Metazoa, Platyhelminthes, Trematoda, Plagiorchiida, Echinostomatidae. The record is from the annotation of a GenBank genome assembly.
AUGCUCGAGACUGUCCCAAUCAUAUUCUCUUUAAUGCUGGAAUUGGCCGGUUUGAAGGUGGGCCGUGAAAGUACAUUUCGGGCUGCGUGCGAAUACAAAAUUGUUUGUGACGCACCGGCCACAGAUGCACAACCCUAUCCCACUUGUCAUGAUGCAAACUGGGGACCGGCCUGGCCCCAUGUACAGCACUACGCACUUGAACCAAGUCAUACAGAUGGUGUGAUUAGCGUUUGCACCAAACCCGAUUGGUCUCCGUCGCCGGAUCAACGCAAUCCGCCUCCGAUGACUAUCGAUGUGCAAUUUGGGAAGCAUCGUCCGGAGGUGAAUCUCUUGGCCAAGCUUCAUCGUAAUGGUGUGCCUGAUGACUAUUUGGAUCAGUAUCAAAGGGUCACAGAAACUGUCCGAGAGACGCUAUUUCACGUAACACUUCCCGAACCAGGGGAAUACGGCUUGGAAAUUUACGCUAACGAGCCUUCGGAAGGUGACACCUACACUCACAUGUGCCAAUAUUUGAUCCACUAUGAGUCUCCACCUGGUUGGCGACCUACACCUCGGUUGACAGCCUCCGGUGCGGAUGCUGGCCCUUCUCCGGAAGCGGUACAAGCUUGGCGUCAAGGGGGUACAUUGGGGACAGAUCGUACCACUCGGCCUACGGAAUAUGACCAACACAAUUCCACCUAUUGGUCUGGCGAAACUCCGGGUUCCUUGAGAGAGAUGUACGAUUACGAAUUGCAUGCACCCUCACUCGGUCAACUACCCCGGCCGUAUGCAGCAUCGCAGUACGCUGAAUCGAUUCAAAAUGCGAAUCGUAACAGUUCGAAGUUCAACGAUCUGCCUUCACCACCGCCGUCCAAUGCCUUUUUGUCCGGUCCCAAUGACUAUGAACGAUACUAUCGUGGUCCGGGUGGUUUGAAGUUGGCCGACCGAACUGUUGGUGCAAAUCAAUUCGCGAUGCCACCUCCUCCCUCGUCCGGUGCGUUGGAUGAUCACAGUCGACUAGCUGACCACAUGGCUGAUCUUCGCGUUCGGCAGUCACCCUCACCCACUCGCAUUGAGCGCCCUCGUUCUCAGCCGAAUCGGUCACCUAAUCCGCACCGUAGCUCGUUCUCGUCAGUCGAAGUGAACCCCGAGUAUCACUCGAAUGACGAACUGUCCGUGGUACCCCCGCCUCCCCUGUCCCCACAUGUCUACCCGAUCGAGUCGGAGCGAUUGUUACGUGAUCGGGUCUGUCGCACUCGAGUGCGUGCCGACCGAUCACCCGAAUCAGGGGAAGUGCUGUUGUUCACGCAACCCUACAUGGCUGGCGUUGCCGUCGGAUUAUCCCCACGACCGGAACGUCGAGAAUGGCCCAAACUGAACUGUACCCCGGUACAAUAUUCCCAGCCGAACAGUACGACUCGAUGGAAAAGUAAAUCGCCCCUUCGGGACACCUACUCUAGUCGAUCACUCCCUCGUGGUCCGUACAACACGUUGCCUGAACGCAGUAGCCUCCUUUCCAUGAUGCCGUACAGUACGAUUGCGUCAACACAUUCGGGAAGCACGGGUCAUCAAUCUGGUUCUCAUACGGGUCCCAACGCUGCCGAUAUGCGUUACGGUCCUGCUCCUCCACCCGUGGGUUUCGCCCUUGCCCUAGUUCUGAUUCAAAACGGGCACGAACGGCUGGGUCAGAUAAGCGAUGAUCUGCCGAUCGAGUUUGGUGGAAUNUAUGUGGUCGAUCUGAGUUAG